Messenger RNA from Juglans microcarpa x Juglans regia, 1088 nucleotides. RefSeq names its product 26S proteasome regulatory subunit RPN13-like. Gene Ontology annotation, biological process: ubiquitin-dependent protein catabolic process. Gene Ontology annotation, cellular component: cytoplasm; nucleus; proteasome regulatory particle, lid subcomplex. The record is from RefSeq and is a predicted model, not a curated record. The transcript is spliced from 13 exons. Gene Ontology annotation, molecular function: endopeptidase activator activity; proteasome binding; ubiquitin binding. The coding region runs from base 17 to 988 and encodes 323 amino acids. Lineage: Eukaryota; Viridiplantae; Streptophyta; Magnoliopsida; Fagales; Juglandaceae.
GGAGAUUAGCGGAGUUAUGGGUUCGUCUUCAACCGAAGUUUUUCCACAAAUGCAGGAAAUCAUGCUGGAGUUUCGGGCUGGUAAAAUGUAUUUUGACGGGAAAAGGGUUGUCCCUGAUACUCGCAAAGGGCUUGUUCGUAUAGCAAGGGGGGAGGAAGGCUUGGUCCAUUUUCAGUGGAUUGAUCGGACAAAGAAUGCUGUCGAAGAUGAUCAAAUUGUAUUUCCUGAUGAGGCAUUUUUUGAGAAGGUUAAUCAAUCAUCGGACAGAGUAUACAUCCUGAAGUUCGAUAGUGACGACAGGAAGUUCUUUUUCUGGAUGCAGGAGCCCAAUGCUGAUGGUGACUCACAGCUAUGUAGUGCAGUCAAUUACCACCUCAAUCGACCAAUAGAGGAGUUCCCUGGUGAUGAAGAUCCUGAUCCUUCUGUUCCUCUACAAGUUUCUGAAGAUAUGAUUGAAGAUGAUAUCUCAUCAAGAGCUGGAAACUUGGUCAGCACAAACUUGGCUGCGAAUGUACCUAGUGAGGUCACCUCUUCAUCUGGACCCGUGAAACUGGAAUACCUGCAACAAAUCUUAAGUAGCAUUGGUCCUGCAGAUAAUGCUGGGGAUCGUGAUGGAGGCUUUGGAUUGAGAGAGAUAUUGAAGCCUGAUUUGAUCAUGCCAUUGAUCGAGACAUUGCCAUUGGAUCAGUGUUUAGCAUCAUACUUGCCUGAGGGUCAUCGGACUCCAGAAGAUAUAUUGGAGUUGCUGCAGAGUCCAUCUUUCUGCCAACAAGUGGAUUCAUUUACUUAUGUACUUCGAACUGGACAGAUAGAUUUGUCUCAGUUUGGUAUUGACCCAAGUAAAUACAAGUUCACUGUUUUAUCUUUUCUUGAGGCACUUGAGGCUUCUGUUUCUGGAACAUCUGAAUCUGAGGAGUCAAGGCAAGAUGACAAGGAUUUAAGACCUCAAUCUUGUAGUCGGACUGACCACAUGGAUGAGUCCCAGUAGUACAGGACUUUUAUUCAUCUCUGUUCGUUUCCUUUUUCCUUAAUUGUUAUAGGCAAAUUGGACUUACAUGCUCACUCUGUAUUUCUCACAUACAUUUUUC